Molecule: messenger RNA, 1071 nt
Organism: Entrophospora candida
Lineage: Eukaryota; Fungi; Glomeromycota; Glomeromycetes; Entrophosporales; Entrophosporaceae
Source: the annotation of a GenBank genome assembly
AUGUUUUUAUCAAUUGAAUUAGAGUGUUUUCAAUUUCCAUCAGUAUUGCCGAUGUUAUCACCUCAAUAUGAAAAAUUAACUAAUCAAAAUUCAACAAUUAAGAUUAAUCUAAAACCAUUGAUGAGAGCUUUAAAAUCAAUUUUUACAUCUUCUACAACAUUAUUAUUCGGCUUGCCAGCUUUUGCAUAUUUCAUCAAUAAUAAUCUAUCAUUUAUAAUAUUAACAAUAAUGAAUCCACCUACAUUCACUGUCCUUGGAAAUCUUAAAAUUCUCACCACUGGUCUAUUCUCACAUAUUUUUCUUAAUAGGAAAUUGAUUCGAGUUCAAUGGGCUUCAUUAUGUUUAUUGUUUCUUGGUACAACCGUGGCUCAAAUACAUUUUACAAAUGAUGGUGCAUUUGAGUUCUCAGUUUCACCAUUAGGAUUUCUUCUGAUCAUCAUAUUUGCUUCGAUAUCAGCUGGUGCAUCUGUUUAUACAGAGUUUGUAAUGAAAGAUAAAUUUGGUCAAGAGUCAAUGCAUUUACAAAAUAUUAAGCUUUAUUUAUUUGGAAUAUUAUUUAAUGGAGGUGUUUACCACUUUAAUUCCUUUUAUAGUGAUGGAUUGUAUGAACUUGAUGAGGAUGACAGUGAUGCAGUAGUAGUAAAGGGAAAAACUUUCUUUUCGUCUUUAUAUUUAAUACAUUUUUUAAUUAUAGGAGCAGCUUGCUCAAUGGGAUUAAUAACUUCUGCCAUAAUCAAAUUUUCUGGUAGCAUAACAAAAGUUUAUGCAAAUAGUAUGGCAAUGUUUUUCUCUUCCUUUGUAAGCUAUUUCUUUAUAGAUGGUUAUAGGCCAACAAUAUGGUUUUUCUUGGGUGCUAUGACAUGUUGUAUAGCUGUACAAAUGUAUACAAAUGGUGUAAAUAAUGGGGGGCACAAUGGCAGUAAUAAAAGUGGUGGAAAGGAUGGUGAAAGUAGUAAUAAUCAUAAUAGUAGUGAUGCUGAUUUUGUUUGUAAUAUUAAAGCUGCUAGUGGAUCUUCAAAUGAUUAUUUAAUUAGAAAAAAUAAUGAAAAUAAAUUAAAUGAAAAAGAUUAA